AUGCACAUGUGGGGGCAUGGGUCGCAGUAUCGAAGAGGGCCAGAGUCACUGAAAGGAACACAGCCUCGAGCCAUGUUAAGCAUCCCAUGCUAUUGCUGUGCAGAAGGUUGCAAAAACAACAUAGACCACCCAAGAGCAAAGCCUCUAAAGGACUUUCGGACCCUUCAAACACACUACAAGAGGAAGCAUGGCAUGAAGCCCUUCAUGUGUCGCAAGUGUGGGAAGCUGCUGGCAGUGAAAGGAGACUGGAGAACACAUGAGAAGAAUUGUGGCAAGCGCUGGCUUUGCAUUUGUGGUUCGGAUUUUAAGCACAAGAGAUCACUCAAAGACCAUAUCAAGGCUUUUGGCCAUGGCCAUAGACCUUUUCCACCUAAUUCUUUUGAUGAAGUCAGGGAUCUUGAUGAGGAUACUAGUACCACACCAUCGUUGUUUAAAGGCAUGUCAAGUGACACAACCUCUUAA
Prunus armeniaca (apricot) is the source of this 462-nucleotide messenger RNA. The record is from the annotation of a GenBank genome assembly. Lineage: Eukaryota; Viridiplantae; Streptophyta; Magnoliopsida; Rosales; Rosaceae.